This is a messenger RNA of Lactuca saligna, 1083 nucleotides long. The record is from the annotation of a GenBank genome assembly. NCBI's taxonomy places the organism in Eukaryota, Viridiplantae, Streptophyta, Magnoliopsida, Asterales, Asteraceae.
AUGCUAAGCUCUGGUCUUAUGGAGAAGAAAUUAGAAGAUCCAACCCUGGUUCACACAGUCAACAUGGACGUCCUAACAAUGCCAGAUGGAACUAAUCACCUUAGAAAGAAUUAUGUUUGUUUUCAUGGUGUAAAGAAGGGGUGGUUAGAAGGGUACAUGAAGGUGAUUGGAAUUAAUGGUUUCUUCUUGAUAACGUAUGUUACUGGUGAGUUGCUAUGUGUUGUAGGGAAAGAUACUAGGGACCAAAUAUACCCAAUUGUCUGGACAGUAGUAUGUGUUGAAAACAAGGAAAACUGGAAAUGGUUUCUAUCAUUGUUAAGUGAUGAUAUUAAUCUUGGGAAGGUACAAGGUUCCAUUCUUAUGUCAGACCAACACAAGGAAAUAAUGAAGUAUAUUGAGCUUAUGAGUCCAGAGCCAAGUAACUACUUGAUGGAGAAGGUCCCUAGAACAUGGUUAAGAGCUUACUAUCAAGUUGGUAGAUGUUUUUCUAGUGUGGAGAAUAGAGGAUGUGAAAAUUUCAAUGCAUUCAUAGUUGAAGCCAGGAAGAAACCUAUCAUCACAAUUCUUGAAGAAUUGAGAAUGUAUAUGAUGAACAAAUUGUGCACAACAAAACUUAAUGGAUGGCCAAGUGAUGUUUCACCUGAAAUAAGGUUGAGGUUGAAUGAGUUAAAGGCUAAUAUAAGAGCAUUGUAUAUGAAGACCUACAACUACGAAAUUUGUCCAAUGAAUGGAAUCAAGACGUGGCCUGAAACUAAUUACAUUCCACCUUUACCCCCUAAGAAUACAAGGAUGCCUAGCAUGCCAAAAACAAAAAGAUUUAGAGAUGUGAGUGAAAAGGGUGGAAACCACAGAGUUUCUAAGAAGGGUAAGAAGAUAUCAUGUAGUUGGUGCAAAGUGGAAGGACAUAAUAAGAAGACAUGUCCAACUCUUGAUAGGCCAAGACCAAGGAAGUUACCAACUAAGGGUGAAAAUGUGAAGAAAAUGACUAUAGAAGUGGGAAGUGGAAGUAGCACAAGAAUGGAAGGGAGGGAUACACAAGGAACUGGGGAGAAUGGGACUACAAGUGACAAGGUAGAGGGUUAA